AUGCUGCCCCCCAACUGCUCCGAGCACAGCGCGGCGGUGGAGGUGGCGGUGGCCACGCUGCUGGGGCUGGAGUGCGGGCUGGGCCUGCUGGGCAACGCGGUGGCCCUGUGGACCUUCUUCUCCCGCCUGAAGGCUUGGAAGCCCUAUGCCGUCUACCUCUUCAACCUGGUCGUCGCGGACCUCCUGCUGAUCGUCUGCCUGCCCUUCCUGGCGGCCUACUUCCUGCGGCACAAGAGCUGUGACCCCGGGCAGGUGCCAGACAGGAUCCUGUUUUUCCUGUGGGCUCUCAGCCGCGGCACAGGCGUUGCCUUCCUCACGGCGGUGGCUGCAGACCGGUACCUCCGCGUGGUCCACCCUCGGCUCAGGGUCAACCUUCUGUCCCUCCGGGCGGCCUGGGGCGUCUCAGGCCUGGUCUGGCUCCUGAUGGUCGCCCUGAGCCACCAGAGCCUGCUUGUGCCUGCCGCCGCCGGGUGCCUGGGCCAGGAGCCCAGCAGGGGCGGCUCCUUCAGCCUCGCUUGGCAGGAGGCGUUGUCCUUCGUCCAGUUCAUCCUGCCCUUCAGCCUCAUCUUGUUCUGCAACGCCAGCAUGAUGCGGACCCUCCGGAAGCGGCUGCGAGACCCGGACAGGCACCCCAAGCUGCAGCGGGCCCGGGCGCUGCUGGCCACGGUCGUGGUGCUGUUCGCGCUGUGCUUUCUGCCCAGCUUCCUGGCCCAGGCCCUGCAGGCCGUCUUCCGGGGCACAGCCAGCUGCAGGGUGCGGAGGGCGCUGGGGCACGCGUCCGACGUGGCCAGCAGCCUCACGGGCCUGCAGAGCGUGCUGAACCCGGUGGUGUACUGCUUCUCGAGCCCCGCGUUCAGGCACUCCUACCGCAAGGUCUUCUUCACCCUCCGCGGCCAAGGGCAGGAGGCCCCGGAGCCGGGCUGCGACCUCAGAGACUCCGACUCCUGA
Molecule: messenger RNA, 948 nt
Organism: Pteronotus mesoamericanus
Lineage: Eukaryota; Metazoa; Chordata; Mammalia; Chiroptera; Mormoopidae
Gene: GPR31
Product: G protein-coupled receptor 31
Exons: 1
Coding region: 1-948 (315 amino acids)
Biological process (GO): negative regulation of inflammatory response; G protein-coupled receptor signaling pathway
Cellular component (GO): membrane
Molecular function (GO): bioactive lipid receptor activity
Source: RefSeq, a predicted model, not a curated record